AUUUAAUCUACUUACACUUAUCUGAACACUUUACAAUACAGUUUACACCUCCUCUUGAAUAAGUACAUUUAUUCUUUUUUUUAUUACAAAUUAGUGAAUUUUUGUUUGAUUUUAUUUUUCAUUUGAUUAUUUUGUGUUAAAUCUCUUGUGUGGAUUAUAAAAAAUGGCUACAAAUAUGUUUCGUGCUAAUGGAAAAUCCUUUUACUGGAUGGGAAAUGAGACUCAUAAAGUACCAAUGGCUUUGUACAGUGAAAAUCGCCAACGACUUGUUCAACGAUUAAAAGGAAAUUUGAGAACACCCGCCGAUGCAUACAUAUUUUUGGAAGGUGGCAAGAACGUUUCACUUUAUGAUACUGACGUUGAUUACAACGUUUUUCGUCAGGAACCAUAUUUCAUGUGGACCUUUGGUGUUCCAUUGCCAGAUUGCAUUGGACUUGUUGAAGUUGCAAGUGGUAAUCCAUAUUUAUUUGUACCAAGGUACCCUGAAGAAUAUGGAAUUUGGAUGGGUUCCCCACCAAAAGCUGAGGAUUUUAAAGAUGCUUUUGGAAUAGACAAUGUUUAUUACAUGGAUGAGUUAGAAGCAUUUUUGGAUAAACUACCAUCGGUUACUUUGCUAACUUUGAAUGGAAAAAAUAGCGAUAGUGGAUUGACGACACCGAAAAUUACUUGGGAUAAACUAUUAAGAUAUAAAAUCAAGGAUGAUUUACUUUACUACGAAAUAACUCAAUGUCGAGUUAUUAAGAACAAAUAUGAAAUUGAAGUAUUACGUUACGUAGCAGCAGUAUCAGUCGAGGCCCAUAAACGUGUCAUGCAUUAUGUUAAGCCGGGCGUAUAUGAAUAUCAAUGUGAAUCCGAGUUCUUAAACUACUGUUAUCAAAAUGGAGGAUGUCGUCAUGUUUCGUACACUUGCAUUUGUGGUAGUGGUCACAAUUCUAGUAUUUUACAUUAUGGGCAUGAAGGAGCCCCCAAUAAUAAAGCCAUUGAAAAUGGUGAAAUGUGUUUAUUUGACAUGGGUGCCAACUAUUGUGGCUAUGCUGCGGAUAUAACUUGUUCUUAUCCAGCUAAUGGAAAAUUUACUGAAGAUCAAAAAGCUAUUUACAAUGCUGUUCUUGAUGCAUCCAGGGCUGUCAUAAAUGCACUUAAACCUGGUCAAAGUUGGGUUGCCAUGCACAAAUUAGCGAAUCGUGUUAUGCUCACAAAAUUGAAAGAAAUUGGAAUUUUAGUUGGUGAAGUUGAACAUAUGUUACAGGCUGAACUGGCAGCAUUCUUCCAACCACAUGGUCUUGGUCAUUUUAUUGGACUUGAUGUACACGAUGUAGGUGGUUAUUUAACAGGACAUCCACCACGUCCGACUGAACGCAGUCUUAAAAGUUUACGUACAGCACGUACUAUAGAAAAAGGCAUGUACGUUACUGUCGAACCAGGCUGUUAUUUCAUAGAUACAUUACUCGAUGAGGCUUUGAGUAACGAAAAACUUUCAGUUUUCUUUAAUAAAGAAGUAUUACAACGUUUCCGUGGAUUCGGUGGAGUUCGUAUUGAAGAUGAUAUUUUGAUAACUGAAGAAGGAUGUGAAAUAUUUUCUUGUAAUCUGCCAAGAACUGUUGCAGAAAUUGAAGCUUUCAUGAAAUCAAAGCUGGCAAGCAAUUAAAUCUACAUACGCUUUCAAUAUUCCAUAUAUGUUCGAAGGGUGGUAUUGAAAACGACUAGCCAACUAAAUAUUCCAGUUAUAUAAAAUAAAUAUAUAAACAAAUAU
This is a messenger RNA of Chrysoperla carnea, 1753 nucleotides long. RefSeq names its product xaa-Pro dipeptidase (gene Dip-C). The transcript is spliced from 10 exons. Lineage: Eukaryota; Metazoa; Arthropoda; Insecta; Neuroptera; Chrysopidae. Bases 164 to 1648 code for a protein of 494 amino acids. Gene Ontology annotation, molecular function: manganese ion binding; metalloaminopeptidase activity. The record is from RefSeq and is a predicted model, not a curated record.